CCACAGGAACAAGCUCAACCAACUGGACCGAUUGCGACGCCUUUAUCAAAGAAGCAACCUAGUAAAGUUCAAGGAAGUUCGACAUUGGAUGACCAGUCAGCCGAAGCAUCACACGAAGAGCCGGCGAAGACCGACCAAAACCAGCUUGUUUACACCACUGAAACCUGCUGCAUCGACGUCCGACUCUUCCAGUAACAGCAUCUUCGCGGCAAUGAAACCUGCUGCAACGACAUUCGACUCAACCACGAACAGCAUCUUCACACCAGCAAAGCCUGCAGCACCGACAACAAAGCCUGCAUCGACUGGCACUGCCUCAUCUGAAAAGAAGCCAUCGAAUGACGCCGCUGCACUGCAGAUUCCUAAGGUCGCCGUCCCCUCAAGCUGGACGGUUCCGACGAAGGACAGCGCUGAUCUACGCGAGCACAUUCAGCUACUUGAACAGAUAAAUGACAUUUAUCGCGCCAAGAUCGUCCAGCUACCUGCGAGAGCCGAUUGGUCUGCAUUGUCCAGAUGGCAUUUCCAGGAAUCCUCCAAGCUAAAGAAGAAGAUCGACGACAUCAAGAAGCAGGCAGCAGCCGUGAAGGGUAUCACUGGAGAGGAAUCGAUAUUAUCAACUAAGCGAAAAACGGACGACUCAGCGCAGCUCGAUUCACCUUUCAAAAAGGCCCGCAGCGGCGAGGCACCUACGACACCCAAGGCUAGCGCACCGGUGCUGCCCAGCACCACUCCCAAGGUCAGCCCUCCUUCCAAAUCAUUCAAUCUUUUCGCAAAUGCUUCCACGCAGCAAAGCUCCAACGACUCCGCUCAGGCCAAGGCAACCGAGGACCAAGACUCUGUAUCCCAAGUUGGGUUCAAGCCUAACUUCGGCACAUCGACGUCUUCUGGUGCGACUGGCUUCAUGCCUAACUUCGGCACAUCAUCGUCUUCCAACGCGCCCGGAUUCAAGCCAAGCUUUGGUGCCUCCUCAAAAACAGGUGGUUCCGGCAGCAGUGGCUUUUUAGGUCAGUUUGGGGGAAAGACCAAGGAACAGCUGCUAGAAGAGCGUAUGAAGAAGGCCUUGGAAGAGGGCUACGAAUCCCCUACCACAUCUGAAGAAGCUGAGGGAGACUAUGAAACCAGGGAACAAUACAUGGCUCGCUGGAAGAAAGAAGAGAAUGAGCGCCAGGCCGCUCUCGAUGCUGCAGCCAACGACACCAAGCUCACGUUCGCACCCACCACGACGAGCAAGAAUUCAAACGCCCCAAUUUUCAAGCUCACGGCUGCGUCAAGCAAUGCAGCCUCGUCAUCAGACGGCAUCGUCGCGUCACAAGGUUUUGCAAGCGGAGCAUCCACCCCAGGCUUCCUGGGAUCCAGGGUCGGCAGCCCGGCGCCUUCGGCCGAAGGAGCUCGUUCUGUGCUGGAUACACCUCUGGGUGCGCAGACCCCGUCUUCAAAUCUGUUCGGCCACUUGUCUGCUGCUUCUUCACGCCACCAGGACGACAGCGAUGACGAAGCCGACGAUGAGGCUGUUGCUAUUCCUUCCGUCGAGGAAGAGUCAAAGAAGCGCAAGCUGGGCAAUACUGGGAACGCAGAUUCCGAAUCAUCUGGAACAUUAGAAGAAUCGAUAAGGCGCAAGAAGCCUGCGACUCAGACGUCCAACUUAACCAACUCAGACACCGAGCAGGAAACUCCCAAUAAGGGCCUGAGCCUCGCCGAUCGCAUGACUAGGGAUCCUUCGAUGACUGCACCGGGCGAAGAAGCUGGCCUGCCUAGCUUGAACUCCGUCAACUCGAAGCUUUACAACAUCAAUGGAUCGCAGACACCUGCAGCGAAGAGCGCCUUCAAGUUUGACUUCGACAGCGCAGCUGCAAAAGCAGCACCGCAGUCCGCGCCCCCAAAGCAGAAUAUCUUUGCUGGCGAUCAGACCUUCAAACCCGGUGCUCCUAUCUUGUUUGGCUCAAGCACCAACUCUAUGUUCAAGAUCACUCCUCCAACCCCUUCACCGGUAUCAUCCUCCGAGCCGACCACUGCACCUCCAAAGGCUGUCAACUCACCAUUCUCUUUCCUGUCUGCCGCUCCGUCCGCUGCUACAUCAGCGAUGUCUUCUCGGGCUGCGACCCCGGCGUCAGAUGCAGAUGCUAGCGCUGCCGAGGGUGCAGCUGUGAACGAAGAGGAAGCCUUGAAUCAGGUCGAGAGUGAUAAAUCUGUACUCACGACGCAGGAGAAAGACGAUUACGACGUGCUCUUCGAGGCCGAACAAGUCAUUGUCAACAAACAGGUCCGCAAGGAGGGCGCCCCGAAAGCCGAGUGGCAAAAGAUCGCGAAUGGCAGGCUUUGGAUCCUGAGAAGCAAAGCAGAUAAACAUGUCAUCUUACGCCUGCGUAUGAAGAGCGGUGCCGUGCGUGUUAACUACCGCAUCCCGUCUGCUUCUGCGCUCAAGGCUUCGAUCAUGGGAGCCAACAUGACUCAGGUUCUCGCUAGAGAGCCCACGAUGAAGGAUGGUAAAGCUGGUAUUGAAAUUUACAUCUUCGCGUUCAACCACAAGGACAAGACUACGAAGCAAGAGCUUGCCCAGAAGUUUACGGACACCUACAACUCCGUUGAUUUCGGGAACAAGCCUAUGCAGCGGCGAUUGGCUGUAACGUUCUUCGCAAGUUUCAAAGACGUCGUCUUUAUACCAGUACGCCGUAGUGGUCCUUCGAUGGAGUGCACACUAUGCCGCUCAACUUUUAAUCCACGUUCACAACAAAAGCUGAUCUUUAAUUUCUCAACUUCUCUUGCACAGCCCAUUCAAGCGGGCAACGUGCGCAUCCGAACCUUCUUUCUUCUUGUACGACUAAGGCGUUUCAUCGAGUUGUUGUCUUUUCUUGCAUUUCACUGCAUUGCGAAAGGUGUUUUUGAUACCCACGACAACGAAAGUGGGCGAACAGAAUGGCGUCAUGUACUGGGCGGGAACAACUUAUGUUUGCAUGGUUUCUCUCGUUUUGAAUUUCGAAGCCAGACCAUUCGCUGUAUAGUAUAGUUUUGAGUGAUCGUCUGGCAUGUAUAGAUGACUGAGAAUGCAAUUUGUGUAAACAAGAGUAUUGUUGUUUUGCUGCUCAAACCUUUCGUCCGGGGAUGUUGGGAUGAUGGGAGGUUGGGUCACCAGA
Molecule: messenger RNA, 3128 nt
Organism: Paraphaeosphaeria sporulosa
Lineage: Eukaryota; Fungi; Ascomycota; Dothideomycetes; Pleosporales; Didymosphaeriaceae
Exons: 4
Coding region: 89-3001 (970 amino acids)
Source: RefSeq, a predicted model, not a curated record